AUGUAUAACAUUGACCAUUACUUUGAUUUUGAUUCUCCUCCAAAAUCAGUCACUAAAUCUAAGAAAAAGAAACAGCAACAACAGCAAAUGCUCCUUUUGCUCUUAUUAGCAGUUGCUGGUGCUUAUUACUUUAUGAUUUAUUUACCUGAGGAAGAAGUUAAAAAAUGGGAGGUAGAAAUUCAAAAGGAGUUAAAUAAAGUAAAGAAAUUAAAACAAGAUGACUAUGAUGAUAUAACUACACUUUUAGGAACCUCUGACAAAAAAUUGAAAGAUAUUACCAGCACCUUAGUGACAAUGUAUCAAGAGGAAGUCAAUUUAUUUCCCAAUGGAGAUAAAAAUCCUAAUUUUCAUUUUUCCCGAACCGCUAGUUUCUACAUUCAUUUCCCACCAUCAUUAAAAGAACAUUAUGAAGCCGGCAAAGAGGCAGGAGAAAUUAAUUUAAGAGGACAAGAUGAUAACCAAAAUAAUGCUCUUUUCUAUGGAAUGACUCGAACUGGAAAAUCGCAAACAGUGAAAAAUCUCUGCUUUGAAUCCAAUAAAUAUCCUUUAGUAGAAAUUAAAGGUAGUUCUUUGACUCCUCGUUUAAAAGUAGCGAUGAAUGUGCUAGAAAAGUUUCAAUAUACCAUUAAUGAGUGUAAUCAAAUCAGUAAUAAUGCGGCAUUUUUUGAAUCAAAUAAGUUGCAAUUCAUAAAAGAAUGCAUUGAAGGAAACAAAUCCAACCAAAUUGAAGAAGCGGUCUAUCAAAAAGAUGCAAUUUUAGAAACCGAGGAAGAUGAAUUGGAUGAUAAUGGAGAAAAAACUGAAAGUGGAAACAUCAAAAACUACAAAGGAGAGUUUGAAUCGCUAAAAGAAGUAAAAGUCGAAGAUGUGUUAGAUAUCCAUUUACCCGAAAUAUCGAAUUUCAUAGCUCAAUCCUCAAAUGAAUUGAACCAAAGUUUAGAAAAUUUACGGCAAGAAAUCGAAGCAGUCAAACAGCAACUACAAACCACCGUUGCUACGGGUGGAACUAACCUAAUUGCGAUGGGAAUAGCAGCAGGAGCUGGCUAUCUUCUCGAUGCUGAUCGUCAACAAAGAGAACAAGAAAAUAAAAAACUAGCCUUAGCUGGUAAAGCCGGAGAAGCGAUAACCAGUCAAGUAAAUGGUCUCCAAAAUGACCGCAAUCGAGUAGUUCAAGAAUCCGAAGAACUAAUCAAAGAGAUGCAAAAACAUAAAGCAAAACUAGAUGACCCCAACGCUACCCCAGAAGAAAAAGAAUUAGCCAAAAAAAUGAUACCCAUUAUCCAAGCCCAAUUAGAUGACAAAGCCCGAAUCAUAACUGACUAUGACAAAAAAAUAGAAGAUUUAUUAAAAAACAUUCCCGGAGUAGAUAACAAAAAAGGAGGAUUGGUUAAUUUAGAAAGCAUGGAUUCUCAAACUAAACUAAUUAUGGGAGCCAUUGUUUUUUUAGUAAUUUACUUCGCUUUUAUUAAAGAAAAAGAUAACUAG
Funneliformis geosporum is the source of this 1485-nucleotide messenger RNA. The record is from the annotation of a GenBank genome assembly. Lineage: Eukaryota; Fungi; Glomeromycota; Glomeromycetes; Glomerales; Glomeraceae.